Lolium perenne is the source of this 1035-nucleotide messenger RNA. The record is from RefSeq and is a predicted model, not a curated record. NCBI's taxonomy places the organism in Eukaryota, Viridiplantae, Streptophyta, Magnoliopsida, Poales, Poaceae.
AUGGAUACCACUUGCUCUGCUCCGGAGGCUGAUACCGAAAAAGGUCAGGAGGCCAGCAACUCUCGCCAAGAUCCCGGCGUUUACCCGACCGCAUAUACCCGCGGAGCCUGGAAAGGCUCCGACGUGAAACCGCCGGAGAUUGACUGGCUGUACCGCUCCCCAGGAUGCCGGCGGAGGUGUCCUGCCGGAUUCCAGGAGACGAGCUGGAGCAGAUCCUGCCUCAGCCGACGCAAACCCCCAGGUCGUGGAGCACGCGACUCCGCUGCAAGCGGAAGUUGGCCAGGAAUUCCUGGACAACUUGGCCUCCCGGGGACGCAAGAACAAGGCUCCGGCGCCUCAGGCCGGCCCCAGCGAAGCUCCCCCGCCAAGCGCUCCAAAAAGAAUGGCGGCGGCAAGCCUUUUAGCAGGAAGCGGUAUCGUAGCCAGAUGCCGAUUGCUUCCGGGCCCGCUCUGAGCCUCACCCGGAGCGCACCUGGCAUGAGGCUGGAAGCCUCUGAGGACGCCACCAGGACCUCAACUCCCCCUCAGCCAAACCCGGUACCAUCUGGUACCGACAAAUCUCCAGCCUCCCCUCUGGGAGGCAAUACAAGUGCGGGGCGUGCGGCCCCGGAAACUUUUCAUCACCGCGCGGAGGAGGAUUUCUUUUCCCCUCCAGAUACCGAAGACACCGGCGCCAGCAACAUCGGCACCGGUAACGAAGAUGCGGAGCGGGCGGAACCUCCGGUUCCCCCUACUCCCAAGAAGAAGAAGGCCGCUACCUCUCCCGCCAAGACCGUGCCGGAAACUUCCGCGCCGGCAAGCCCAUCACCGGCCAAGGAAGCGCCGGAAGCUCCCGCGACAACCAAGGACGCGCCAACAUCUUCUCCGGCAGCUUCAACCGGCAAGCCUGCUCAUCCGGGAGGCGCCAACCUUACCGCCCAACAACUUGCUGCGGUGGUGACAACGACGACCGCGCCACCUUCCGGCUCGCAGGCACUAACACUGCAUGCGGCCGCGCUGCCGUUGCGGCCAGUGAGAAGGCUUCAGCUCAGCUAG